This is a messenger RNA of Lycium barbarum (goji berry), 1566 nucleotides long. RefSeq lists its product as uncharacterized. NCBI's taxonomy places the organism in Eukaryota, Viridiplantae, Streptophyta, Magnoliopsida, Solanales, Solanaceae. The record is from RefSeq and is a predicted model, not a curated record. The transcript has 4 exons. Bases 1 to 1566 code for a protein of 521 amino acids.
AUGGAAUCUCGUAGUUGGAUGUACGAUAGAACUAAUCCUGGUCAAUUUGGGUUGAAGAAUGAAUUUGUACCCGACGUUUACGAUUUUGUUGACUAUGCUAAAACACUUGAGGAUUUUACAAUUCAUGGUGUGGUUAGGUGUCCUUGUUCUAAAUCUGAAUGUAUGAAAUUCAAGACCCCAGAGAUUGUUAGGCGACAUCUAAUGGAAAAAGGUUUUAAAAGUAAUUAUACAGUUUGGACUAGUCAUGAAGAAACGCGUAACAGUUUAGGUGGAUUUCUGAACUUUGUUGUGGGUGAAAGUAGUAGGAUGGUAGAACCUAAUGUCCAGAAUUCUAGAAUGCACGACAUGGUUCAGGAUGCUUAUGGCAUGCAUUUGGCCUUUGAAUCAGGUGGCCAUGUUGAAGAAUCUCCCAAUGAAGAGGCCAACCAUUUUUAUAAAAAGUUAAAUCAAGCUAGUCGGCCCUUACAUGAUGGUUCUACCCACUCUAAAUUAUUUGUCGUUGUUAGAUUAUUGAAUAUUAAAGCAGAUAACAAUGUUUCCCAAGGAGCAAUGAAUUCUGUGAUUGACCUCAUGCAUGAAUUGGUUAACCCGACUCUAGAGAUACUCGAUAAUUACUAUAAGGCAAAGAGAUUGGUGUCUAAGUUGGGACUCUCGUCUGUGAGAAUUAAUUGCUGUGAAAAUGGCUGCAUGUUAUACUAUAAUGAUGACGUCAAUCUAGAAUCUUGUAAGUUUUGUGGUAGUGAAUGCUCUGCUCCUCAUCUGAGAUGGCACAAUGAAAAUAGAAGGCCACCGGGUGUUAUGUGUCAUCCAUCGGAUGGUGAGGCCUGGAAGCAUUUUGAUAGAACCUAUCCAGACUUUGCAGUUGAACCACGUAACGUUAGGUUGGGUUUAUAUUCUGAUGGAUUCACUCCGCAUUCUGGCUCUGCUGCUUCAUAUUCUUGUUGGCCUGUGUUUAUAACCCCAUAUAAUCUUCCCCCAGAGAUGUUUGAUGAGCUGAAACAAUUUUGGGUUGAAGGGGUUGAGACAUAUGACAAUUCGGGUAAGCAGAAUUUUAAUUUGAGGGCCGCUUUAAUGUGGACUAUUAAUGAUUUUCCUGUGUAUGGGAUGUUGUCUGGGUGGAUGACAGCCGGAAAGAGAAUGAAAAAUGCAUUCAAGAAUAACACAAUUGAACAAGAUUUUCCACCUCCAAUACUGUCUGGUGAGGAUAUUUGGGAGAGGGUUCAACACCUCCCAAAGGUUACCGAAGAAGAACCAUACAGAUUCGAUGGGUAUGGGGUAUACCAUACCUGGACAAAGCAGAGCAUAUUUUGGGAGUUGUCACAUUGGAAGGAUAAUCUUCUGCGCCAUAAUCUUGAUGUCAUGCACAUUGAAAAAAAUUACUUUGAUAAUUUGUUUAACACAGUGAUAGAUGUGAAGGACAAGACGAAAGAUAAUGUUAAGGCUAGAAUGGACUUGAUUGAGUAUUGUGGACGAAAAGAGUUAUGGUUGCAACCAAAACAGAACAGGUUCUUCAAGCCUAAGGCUAAGUUAUUCUUUCACAAUGGAGCAGAAGUGAAAGAAUUGUGA